Messenger RNA from Dermatophagoides farinae (American house dust mite), 709 nucleotides. It is a transcript of the gene fh, whose product is annotated as frataxin. Gene Ontology annotation, biological process: intracellular iron ion homeostasis; iron incorporation into metallo-sulfur cluster. Gene Ontology annotation, molecular function: ferroxidase activity; 2 iron, 2 sulfur cluster binding; ferrous iron binding. Lineage: Eukaryota; Metazoa; Arthropoda; Arachnida; Sarcoptiformes; Pyroglyphidae. Gene Ontology annotation, cellular component: mitochondrion. The record is from RefSeq and is a predicted model, not a curated record.
AUUUAUCAACACCGAAGUUGCGACUGACAAUUUUUUCAAUUUUUGAUUCAGAUUUAUUUUUAUUUUUUUAUCCGGUUUUUUUCACACGUUUUGGUAAAUAAUAUGAUUUCGAUUAUCAGAUCAAAAUUUUCAUCGGUUCAAUCAUUCAUAUUAGGCAUAUACAUCCAUCCUUUGACUAAUAGCAAUUCUAGAAUAACAGCAAAUUAUUCAAGUUUUCAUCGAUGGUUAUCGUCGUCGUCACAAGAAUUUGAUGAAAAAACCUAUGAAAAAUUGGCAAAUAAAACAUUGGAUGAUCUCAAUGAUCGUUUUGAACAAUUUUUGGAUCAAAUUGAUGAUAAAAACUGUGAUAUUACAUUUAAUAAUGGUGUCCUUACCAUAUCGUUAGGCACGAAUGGAGUCUAUGUAAUGAAUACACAGACACCAAAUCGACAAAUUUGGCUAUCAUCACCGAUCAGUGGCCCAAAACGUUAUGAUUAUAUCGAUGGUAAAUGGAUAUAUCGACAUGAUGGUAAAAGCAUACAAGAAUUGCUUCAAAAUGAAAUGGAACAAUUAUUCAAGGAUAGUUAUCAAAAAUUGAAAUUGUCUUAAAACCAGCUGCUAUCUAGAUGAUUGUGAUAAAUAUUUUUUAUUUCUUCAAAAAUGAGAAUUGAUAAAUAUGGUUUAAUUUAACAUGAGCGAAUUAAAAUAAUGAAUUUAGAAUCGAAAAAAA